This is a messenger RNA of Oncorhynchus keta (chum salmon), 4464 nucleotides long. Its product is annotated as ATP-dependent 6-phosphofructokinase, muscle type. NCBI's taxonomy places the organism in Eukaryota, Metazoa, Chordata, Actinopteri, Salmoniformes, Salmonidae. Gene Ontology annotation, cellular component: 6-phosphofructokinase complex; membrane; cytoplasm. The coding region runs from base 103 to 2484 and encodes 793 amino acids. Gene Ontology annotation, biological process: canonical glycolysis; fructose 1,6-bisphosphate metabolic process; fructose 6-phosphate metabolic process. Gene Ontology annotation, molecular function: identical protein binding; AMP binding; ATP binding. The record is from RefSeq and is a predicted model, not a curated record. The transcript is spliced from 21 exons.
UUCUCUCUUGAGAAACAGGGUAGCAGCCAUAGCAGCCAAUCUAUCCUUUUCCUUUCCUUCCUUAGUGCCACCACCUAGUUGGUGUGGAGCCCCGUGGACACCAUGUCACAUACAAGCAUGGAUCCAACCAAGAUGGGCAUCGGCCGGUCUAUAGCCGUGCUGACGUCUGGUGGUGAUGCCCAAGGUAUGAACGCGGCCGUGAGGGCCACAGUCAGAGUUGGUAUCUACACCGGAGCCAAGGUCUACUUUGUUCAUGAGGGUUACCAGGGUCUGGUGGAUGGAGGAGACAACAUCAAACUGGCCACCUGGGAGAGUGUGUCCAUGAUGCUGCAACUGGGUGGCACAGUCAUCGGCAGUGCCCGCUGCAUGGACUUCAGAGCCAGGGAGGGCCGCAUGAAGGCUGCCCUGAACCUGGUCAAGCUGGGCAUCACCAACCUGUGUGUGAUUGGGGGUGACGGUAGCUUGACUGGAGCUAACCAGUUCAGGAAGGAGUGGGCCUCUCUGCUGGUCGACCUGGUCAAAGCCGGUAAAAUUACAGAUGACGAGGCCCGGAAAUCGUGCCACCUGAACAUCGUAGGCAUGGUAGGUUCUAUCGACAACGACUUCUGUGGGACAGACAUGACCAUCGGGACUGACUCUGCUCUGCACCGCAUCAUAGAGGUGGUGGAUGCCAUCACCACUACCGCACAGAGUCACCAGAGGACCUUCAUCCUGGAGGUGAUGGGUAGACACUGUGGCUACCUGGCCCUGGUGACUGCUCUGGCCUGCGGUGCUGACUGGGUGUUCAUCCCAGAGAUGCCCCCAGAUGAGGGAUGGGAGGGGCAUCUGUGCAGAAGACUGGCUGAUCAACGAGCAAGAGGAUCUCGUCUGAAUGUGAUUAUUGUGGCUGAGGGAGCCAUGGACAGAGCUGGAAACCCCAUUAGCUCUGAAGACAUCAAGAAGCUGGUGGAGAAGAAUUUGGGCUUUGACACCCGUACCACUGUCCUGGGACACGUGCAGAGAGGCGGCACUCCCUCAGCCUUCGACAGAAUCCUGGGCAGCAGAAUGGGUGUGGAGGCUGUGAUGGCCCUGUUGGAGGCCACUCCAGAGACCCCGGCCUGUGUGGUCAGUCUGUCCGGUAACCAGGCCGUCAGGCUGCCCCUCAUGGAGUGUGUCCAAGUGACUAAGGAUGUGACUACUGCCAUGGCUGAGAAGAGAUGGGAGGAUGCUAUCAAGCUCAGAGGAAAGAGCUUUGAAAACAACUGGAACACAUACAAGAUGCUGGCCCACAUCAACCCUCCAGAUACCAAGAGCAACAUUAACGUGGCUAUAGUAAACAUUGGUGCUCCAUGUGCUGGUAUGAAUGCUGCUGUGCGUUCUGCAGUGAGGAUCGGCAUCAUUCAGGGACACAACAUGUUGGCCGUUCAUGACGGGUUCGAGGGUCUCGCUCAAGGAAAGAUUGAGCCUAUCACCUGGACUGGAGUGUCAGGCUGGACUGGAAAGGGGGGCUCUGAGUUGGGCACCAAGAGAGUCCUUCCUUCUGAGUACAUUGAGGAAAUCAGCUUGACUAUCGCUAAGUUCAAUAUCCACUCUCUGGUGAUUAUUGGAGGGUUCGAGGCGUAUAUGGGUGGUCUGGAGCUGGUGCAGGGCAGAGAUAAGUAUGAAGAGCUGUGCAUUCCCAUGGUGGUCAUCCCCGCCACUGUCUCCAACAACGUCCCCGGCUCAGACUUCAGUAUCGGAGCUGACACAGCCCUCAACACCAUCACCUCGACCUGUGACAGGAUCAAGCAGUCAGCAGCAGGCACCAAGCGUCGCGUGUUCAUCAUUGAGACCGCAGGAGGGUACUGUGGUUACCUGGCUACCAUGGCAGGUCUGGCUGCUGGGGCUGAUGCUGCAUACAUCUAUGAGGACAAAUUUGGUAUUAGAGACCUGGAGAUGAACGUAGAGCAUCUCGUGCAGAAGAUGAAGACAGACGUGAAGAGAGGUUUGAUUCUCAGGAAUGAGAACUGCAAUGCCAACUACACCACAGACUUUAUCUUCGCCCUCUACUCUGAGGAGGGCAAGGGCAUCUUUGACUGCCGCAAGAACGUUCUGGGACACAUGCAACAGGGCGGCACCCCAACACCUUUCGACCGGAACUUUGGCACCAAGAUGGGUUCCAAGGCUGUUUUGUGGAUAACAGAGAAACUCAAGGAGGUCUAUAGACACGGUCGUAUCUUCGCUAACACCCCAGACUCUGCCUGUGUGCUGGGCAUGAAGAAGAGAGCACUGACGUUCCAGCCUCUUGCUGAGCUGAAGGAACAGACAGACUUUGUGCACCGCAUCCCCAAAACAUCGUGGUGGCUGAAACUGAGGCCAAUCAUGAAGAUCCUUGCUAAAUACAACAUCAGCCUGGACACAUCUGAGCAUGCCCACAUGGAGCAUGUUAUCAAAAAGAGGGUGUCGAUGCCAGCGCCACUGAUGAAGAAGGCAUGUCCUCCCACUAAACACGAGGAGGAAGAGUAAUUGUUCUGUGUUACAUGUAUGUCAGUGGAGGGCUGGUGGGAGGAGCUAUAGGAGGAUGGGCUCAUUGUAAUGGCUGGAAUGGAAUAAAUGGAACAAUAUCAAACACAAAUAUAUGGAAACCAUAUGUUUGACUCCAUUACCUUUUUUCCAUUCCAGCCACUACAAUGAGGAAUCCUCCUAUAGCUCCUCCCACCAGCCGCCUCUGAUGUAUGUCUAUAUCAGGGUUCAACCAACAGGCCAAUUGGAGCAGCCCACCAAAUAGUUAGGAAAAAUACAUGCACUUCCCAAAUUGUUUAAAGUCAGUAUUGUGGGUUCAUUUCAUCACUGUUUUGAUUGUGACUGCCCCAUUGUGCUCUUUUUGGGACAAGUGUGGGGGGGACUCCUCUUGCUAAAUCAAUGUCAGAUUGGAUAUCCAAAUAUUUUGGAUAUUUGGUAACAAUUAGACUGGGAAAAUGUUAGUUAAAUUGAGGUGAGUGCUCGUGAUAAUCUUUAUUCUAGUUUGCUCAUAUUCGCUGAUUAGAACAUUUUGCAAGAAUGUUAUGUGGCCUAACAAGUGUAUUUUGCUCUUCACUCGGUAGUAGCCUGUGAUACACCCGACCUAAUGCCUGUGACUUUACUGAUAAAUCAAUAUGGUUUUGUUUCACUGAAUUUAUGUCUGUAUAUUGCUUAAAUGAUCUCUGGCUGGGCAAGUGGAGGUGGUUCAUUUAUUUGUUAGCUCAUCCAUCACUGAUCAGAAACAUUUAGCAAGCAAUAGCCUAAAUAAUGUAUUUUUGCUCGACCCACCUCGUAGUAGCCUUGCAUAAUCAAUCCAUCAACCUGUGAGCGCACGUUAUGUCUUAAUUUAGCCUACAAAAAUAUAAUCAAUCAAUAAUUCAUGCCAUUAGACAGCAAACGAGUCAUUAAUACCUUUAAAUACAACCAAGCGUUUUAUUAUUAUGUAGGACUAAAAGACUGGGCCGAUCGCGGUUGGAUUCGGGCUGAGAAUGAGCACUCUGCAGACUGUCAAGUAUCACACACACCAAGCUCCCGGCUACUAUCAAAUCCACAUUGACAUUACCCCUAGUUAGUCACAACUGGCUUAAAACCCAAACGUAACAAUAUCUGUCAAUACAUUUCCCGCAAUAUUGCCCCUGUAUGUCUGUGUGGUGUGCCUGUUUGCCUAUCAUUCACUUCGUAUACCAGUUAGCGGAAAUAACAAUUGUCUUCUCGGUAGACAGACAACCCCAAACCUAAUCAUUUUAAUGUCAACUGAAAACCAGGUUUACCUGGCAGAAUUAUAUCAUGAUUAUUUGUACCGAUUGGGUGGGCGUUUGUUUUGCAAACUGGUAUGACAUAUGCAGUUGCAAAAACAUUGCUAAACCAGCAAGUUCCUCUCUCGCAAAAUGUGCAUUUAAAGUGGUAUUACACUCAAAUCAGAAUUGAUUUUUUUUCCAGGCCGAAAGAUGGUAUUCUGGUGUGAUUUAAGCAUUGACAUUGAUUCAGAACAUAACAUUGCAUUGUUUCUCUAUGAAUAAUUGUAAUUCUGAGUUAAAUAAAAAUACAUCCCAAACCACAAAAAAUAAAACUGAGAGAACAGAAUUUGGGAAAAUACAAGGAGUGCAUGUUUCAAAGCUAGGAAAGCAAUUGUGAGUAGCUCACAUGAUUUAACAGUAGCUCUCAUGCCAGAAAAGGUUGGAGACCCCUGGCAUAUGGAGAAGGAAGUGGUGCAUGAAAGGGAAGAGUAAUUUUUUUAAUGUUACAUGAAUGUCUGUUUUGCAUGUUUGUUUCUGUUUUAAUGAAUCAUCUGACUCAUUAACUAAACAAGAGCUACAUUCUUUCUUACUGUUGUCUUCUUUUUGGACUUGCAUAUCCUCUUCUUUUUGAUCUUCUCAAACAUUUUUCCUUGCACCUUUUUAUUUCUCAACCAGUGAACCCUGUGUGUGCUGCCCUGAUCUGGAAACCCGUUUUACUGCUUCAAGAAUUAAACACGUUACGAUUUUG